UGGCAAGCAGUUUACGUGCUUAAACUUAAUGAUUUUACGGUGACUGCUGUUGUAACGAGCAGGGGAGCUAAGACUUGUCUUUGCUGUGUUAAAGGUAGUGAAAUGUUACACUCGCAGAAGCAGGAAGGAUGAUAAACGGUGUCUAAUUAUAUCGAAUAACGGAGGUACUUUAAGUAUUCAGGACAAUUGACAGAGCGACAGACACACAAGAUGGCGGUGAACAGCAGUGCUGGCAUUCUGAGCUCUGCUUACCUUGCUGUCGAGUAUGUGGACUCAGUAUUGCCAGACAAUCCGCUGCAGCAGUCCUUUAAGCAUAUGUGGAAUUACAUGCUCAACAAUUAUACUAAGUUUGAGAUCGCAACUUGGGGUUCUCUAAUAGUCCAUGAACUCAUCUACUUUUUGUUCUGCUUGCCUGGAUUCAUUUUCCAGUUUAUUCCUUACAUGCAGAAGUAUAAAAUACAGCCGGACAAACCAGAAACUUGGGAAAAACAGUGGAAGUGCUUCAAAAUGUUGCUGUUCAACCAUUUCUGCAUUCAGCUGCCAAUGAUCUGUGGCACUUACCACUUUACUGAGUUCUUCAACAUUCCAUAUGACUGGGAUACAAUGCCUCGAUGGCCUUACAUUUUAGCGCAAUGCUUUGGCUGUGCAGUAAUUGAAGAUGCAUGGCAUUACUUCUUGCACAGGCUUCUUCACCAUAAAAGAAUAUAUAAAUAUAUCCAUAAAGUUCAUCAUGAGUUCACAUCACCAUUUGGAAUGCAAGCAGAAUAUGCACAUCCUUUAGAAACAAUUAUCCUGGGUGCUGGUUUCUUCAUUGGCAUUAUGGUAUUUUGUAAUCACAUGAUUCUUCUCUGGGCUUGGGUAUGUGUUCGUCUUCUGGAAACAAUUGAUGUACACAGUGGCUAUGAUAUCCCCAUGAAUCCACUGCAUCUUGUGCCUUUCUAUGCUGGGGCCCGCUUCCAUGAUUUUCACCACAUGAAUUUUGUUGGGAACUACUCUUCUAGCUUUACUUGGUGGGAUAAAAUCUUCAGCACAGAUUCUCAGUACAAGACCUAUCAAGAAAAAUGUGAACAGAAGAAGACGGAGUGAGCAUUCUUUAAGACUUUGUAAGUUUUAACACUUGUCUAAUGCAUUUUAAAUGCACAUGCAACUCUUGAUGAUGCACUGAUUGCUCACUGAGUGGAAGGAAAUAUAAGAAGAAGAAAAUUGAACAUUUAUAGAAUCCUGCUUUGGCUUUUAAGAAGCAUCAUACAGUACUUACUAUAAGUGGUUGGACAAAAUUCCAUCAUUCUUCAUGCUACAUUAUAAAUAGCCUGCAAGACAACCUCAAAAGCACUGAUUCUGAGUUUUGCAUUGAGCCCUGAAAGGUAAAGAAGCUGUUCUUUUGUGCUUUUUAAUAUAUAAGCUUUAUUUAAUAAUAGUCAGAGUUUCAUGUGUCACCAUAAUGUUUCACAGUAUUUGUGUUCUGUUGGAAUGGUUUACCGUCAAGGCAUUUUCUAGUUUCCCUGAGAUAACAAAUGAACGUCUAGCUUGCAACACUUCAUACUGCACAUGAUAGGUAUUUAAUACAACACAAAUAUUAUACUGUCCCCUAGUGUUACUCCUAUGUAUUUGGUCACUCAGCCUCUUAGUACGAGUUGCAAUGCACAGACUGCAUGUUUGUUAUUUAUAUUUCAUUUGGUUAUUACACAACAAGGAAACCAUGACGGAACCUUCUUCAGGGUAUCAAAAUAAUGUGAAUUCCUUACUCUUCAAAGGUGAAGUAAAAUAAGGGCUGAAAAUAAAUGUUCACCACUUCUUAUGGUAGAUCAAAAGUCUGUUGUCGUACUGUCAGGCUAUUUUAAACCAAUACAUUUGAGAAACAGUUUAACCAUUAUCCAUACCGAAGUCUUUCUAUGAUUUGUCAUUAACAGAACAAAUUGUAAUUUUUGUGUCAGCGAAACACAAGAAAUUAGUGCUCAGCAUGCCACAGGGGGAAAUUAAUUUCAUUAAUCAGAAAGGUGCCUUUUAUAAAAACGAUAUAUUGUCAUUGUAAUAUGUUACUAUUUUGCAAGUACUUUGAGAUGAUUAAGACAUUCCCCAGUGUUAAUGUUUUUGCAGCAGAUUUGGCAAAAAUGAAGUACCUUUCUGCGUUGACACAUAAAGGAGGGCUGACAGACAACACCCUGAUGAUAUGAACGUUGAAGGCCAAAUGCUGUGAUGUGCAAGGGAGUGGUUUCCCUUUUCACUGCUGGUUUCUGCCUUACACCCAGUGUGGCUAGGAAUGGGCUGUGGCCAUUUUGCAAUCCUGUAAUGGAACACAUGGGUUUAGAUCCAUGCCUCUGUCAUUGUUAUAUGUGGAGCCUUGGACAUCCCUGAUUAUUUAAGUGCUGACUUAUGAAAACUUAUAUAUAAAAAAAAAUACUAUUCAUGUUUGACUUUCAUAUGAAAGUCUGUAGUGUUUACACGUAGGGUCUUGUUUUGUUUUAAAUGGUGAUAUGGUGGUGAGAUGAUUAAUGCUGCUGCCUCACAGCACAAGAGUUCUACAUUCAGUCCUCAGUUCAGGCACUGUCUUUCUUCACUUUGCACUUAAAUGCCCGAAUUAACUUUUUUUUCAGGGGACUUCUUAAGAGUUGCAUUAAAUUACUCUAAAUAAGAUGUCUCUGUGAAUGUUUGUUUGUUGGUGGGCUACGCACCAUCAUCUGUGGUCCUCUGCUGAAUUAAGUGAACCUGAUAAUGUAUGGAAGGUGUUUUUGUUUUAUAAAAACCUAACUGAAUACAAAAGCUAGUCCCAUAAUGAUCAUUUAGCAGAAGCAAAACACGAGCGCCAAGCAGUAGUGACAGACACCAUAUUUGUAUUCCAAAUAUUGAGAGUCCGAGGUAUUCCUGUAUGUACACCUUUAGUGUAGCUGUGCCUAACACUUUGACAUAUUUCACCUCUGCAGAUGUACUGUGUGUUUCCUAAUGUGAAACUAAAUAAUGAAGUUACCAGUCGAAGUGCCCGGCCUUGCUGUUAUAAGUAAAUGGGGGGAAAAAAAUCAUUUGGAAAUGCAACACGGCUAAACAUAACCCAAAAUGAGACAAAAAGGUGUGCUCUUAGACAACAGCUGUAAUCCAGCAAGACAAUAAAACUGUUAUCCAAAUUAGCUGGAAAGAAAAUGCUGUACAUACCUGGUGGUGUUUUAAGAUCGCGCUUAUGCUGGUGAAAAACUUUGUUGUGCAUCCCGUUUACGAAAUUCUACAGCAUCCGUAGCAUACUCCUGCAGCCUGAUGGGAAUUGUAGUCCCUGCUUCAGCGCUGGUUUUUGGGUUGCCCCCCUACCAUUCUAACCCCUCUCUCAGAUCUGACACACAGCCUGUAUUUUAAGUCAGACAAAGGACAAGGAACAUGCAACACUUUGUGAAAUUCGGUUCAGCUGAUUUUUUUGCGUGAUUAACAAAAUGCUUAUGAUUUUAUUUAUACACUGUGAAAGGAAACGCCUUGACACAGGAAAAAGGUUUGGGGCAGCCGCCCACUGCAAAGAAAUGAAAAUUGAUAGUACGGCAGUGUACAGGUUGAGUCCAAAUCACAACUGAGUUCCCAAGCUGCAGUUGACUGUUUAAGGCAGGUUGGCGGAAGUGAUGACAUCGUGACUGGAACAGGAAGUGAUGUAAUCGAAGCCGGAACAGGAAGUUACACCAUCUGGGCCAGAAACUGGAACCGACAACAUAGGGUCCAGGCAGAAUUUCCCGUGUUUGGUCUGCAGGAAUAAAAGAGAGAGGUUUACUGCACCCUGCCACCCACUGGCUUGGCGUGGAAUUACCUUCUUUUGGUCCUUUUAGCUGCCUCCCAUACGCAUGUGCGUGACAACACAUUAUGGCAGUUGACACAAUUUUACUGCAGUAUUUCAGAGUUAUGUUUAUUAAAAUGAUAGUAACUAAGUUAAAAAUAAAUCAAGAGUCAUGACAAAAAGAGGUGUGCUUGUUUGAGAACUACAGAGGCAAUAUGAGGUUUUUGGAAACAAUCAAGUGGGGUUCAUAAGGCUGUUUUGGGUCUUCUGUAUUAUCAAUGAGGGUUAUUCUGGUUCUUGUUUCUUUGUUUUGUAGUACAUUGGUAUGUACAAAAGACUCUUUAAAUGGGAAUUUCUUAAAACUUCUUUGCAAAGGAUAAAUGAAAGGGAGUCUUUCAUUCAUAUUUGUGAAAUAGUUUUUGUUUUGCCCACUUACCACUGCAUAGCAUUCAAAAAAGCAACUUUUACAAUUAUUUUUUUUAAAAGAACAGAAUACCAUAACCUUAUAGUUUUUAUUCCAUGUAUAGAAAGUACUAGAUAUUACCCUGCUUGAUACUGUACAUAUUUUAAUUUGGAUGGACAAAUUCAUAUAACUAAAUGUUUACAUUCAUUAAAAGUUAUAUUCAUUGUCAACAUCUGGAAAUUGUGGAAUGUUAACUUGCAAAAAUUUGUAAAAUAAACUUUUUUCAUGAUUGA
Molecule: messenger RNA, 4441 nt
Organism: Polypterus senegalus (gray bichir)
Lineage: Eukaryota; Metazoa; Chordata; Cladistia; Polypteriformes; Polypteridae
Gene: msmo1
Product: methylsterol monooxygenase 1
Exons: 6
Coding region: 211-1086 (291 amino acids)
Biological process (GO): sterol biosynthetic process
Molecular function (GO): iron ion binding; C-4 methylsterol oxidase activity
Source: RefSeq, a predicted model, not a curated record